Molecule: messenger RNA, 984 nt
Organism: Dentiscutata erythropus
Lineage: Eukaryota; Fungi; Glomeromycota; Glomeromycetes; Diversisporales; Gigasporaceae
Source: the annotation of a GenBank genome assembly
AUGUCGUCCUCGGAAGUAGACCAUUUGGUCUCGGAAAACAUUAAAGAGCACCAUGGAGAAAUCAUUUACGAUGCUAAUGGAUUCAUUAAAAAGAUUUAUCGAAAAGAUAGCCAAUUAAACAGAAAAAUUGUUGAUAGAUGGGGUGAAUCGUUUCAUUUUGCUCGGGCUUAUAAAGGAGAUACAUUUGAACAAUCCAUCAAACGUCACGAACAAUAUUUAGCCGUGAAGCUUGGAUUAAAUGAAAAACAAAGAGCUCUUGAUGUUGGAUGUGGUGUCGGGGGACCCCUUCGCGAAAUAGUGAGAUUAUCAGGUGCACACAUUACUGGCCUUAAUAAUAAUGGCUAUCAAGUCGAAAGAUGUAAAGCCUAUGCUAAAAAAUUAGGCUUAGAAAACAAGAGCGAUUAUAUCAAAGGUGAUUUUACUGCCAUUCCACGUGAGCUAUAUGGUAAAUUUGAUUCGGCUUAUGCGGUCGAAGCAACUGUUCAUUCACCUAAACUUGAAAUGGUUUAUGGCGAAGUAUUUCGUGCUCUUAAACCCGGUGGUCUUUUCGCUACUUACGAAUGGGUUACCACACCAAACUUUGACGAAAACAAUCCUGAACAUAAACGCAUCAUUCACGGUAUUGAGGAAGGUAAUUCUAUCCCUUCUUUGAGUUCUUAUAAACAAGCAAUUGAUGCGGCUAAACAUGUUGGUUUCGAAUUGAUUGAACAUGAGGAUAGGGCCAUCUUAUCUGAAUGUCAUGUACCUUGGUACAUGACUUUAAAGGGUGGUUUCUCUUUUUCAGGAUUCAGAAUGACUCGCAUAGGCAGAUGGACUACUCAUAAAUUUGUUUAUCUUCUUGAAUGUCUUCGCAUCGCUGCACCUGGUUCAACUGAUGUGGCCUGCUUCCUCAAUAAAACAGCAGAUGCUCUGGUUGAAGGUGGAGAAACAGAAAUUUUCACCCCGAUGUUCUUUAUGCUACUUAAAAAGCCUACAACAGCUUAA